Molecule: messenger RNA, 261 nt
Organism: Cooperia oncophora
Lineage: Eukaryota; Metazoa; Nematoda; Chromadorea; Rhabditida; Trichostrongylidae
Source: the annotation of a GenBank genome assembly
AUGCAAAACGGGGAAUUAAACGGAAGUGGAGAAUAUAAGGACAAACAGGGAGGGGGUGCCGGACUUCCUCUGACAAAAGUUGAAAACAAUGAUGGAAAGAAAGUAUUAACUAAUGGCAUGAGCAGAGUUCAUCGGAUUUUAUCUGAGGAUGAAAUUAAUCAAGGAAAAACGACACGUUGGACUGAGCUCGAAAUUCACGUGUUCUGUUGCAACGCCGCUCUUUUCAAUCAGCAAAUGUCAUACUUUAAUUCAUUUGGAUAA